CUCACACGAAGAAGUAAACGGAAGUGAACAGUUAUGAAAAAACAAUUUCCACGUUAUCGUUUUUAUUGUUGUUAUUUAGACGUGUAUUAACACACAUGAACUCAAAAUAUGACUCAUUUAAAUGCAUCACAUCACACCCCAUGUCGUGUUUAAUUCCUGUUGGAGACAGGACUUGGUUGAAAGCUGUUAUCUAGGUAACGCUAGCUAGCUGCUAACGUUAGCAAAAAAAUGGCUAACUGUAUGGUUUUUCACACUCAAAUAGCCUCCAUCAUGGAGGUGCUAGCGAAUGCCGCCGUGGCAGAGAUCUGUAAACUCGUAGACGACGACUAUGCCGUGUUUCGUUUGGAAAUAAAUCAAAGCCAGAAAGAAAACAGGGCUCUGCGGAGGAAACUACUAGAACUGAAGGUUGCACGGGAGCGCGCAGAGAGGACAAUGCGAGAGCGCGUCCUCGCCAGUCGUCCCAGUAGUGUUAAGAUCCUUGACCGAUACAGAGGAAUGGCAAGAGGUGAAGGACAUCUCACUGGAGGCCACAGAAGCUUUCUGAAGCCAGCGGAACACAAUAUAUGGAGAGAUGACCAACCAAUCACUGUUGAUGAGGGGAGUGGAACCACAUCCCAGAAUGUUAUGGUGAUAGAGUCUGCAGAUGCAGAGGCUGCAGGUCCUGGGGUCAAGCAGGAGAGGUCUGUAGGAGCCCCACGGAACAUCAGAGACAUUCAGUCUGGAGCGCCCUCUGCAGCCACGGAGGACCCCACCAACCAAGCGCAGCCCAGGACCCGACGCAGCAUCACGGAGGAGGAGGAGGGUCCAGAGGUGCUGCUGGUGAAGGCGGAGGGGUGUGCGGAGGGUCUGGGGAACCCUGAGGGGACCAUGGUCAUGGAGGACAACCAGACUACACCUUCUCCUGAACCCACUGAGCAGCACAGAACCACACACAGUCUCACUGAGUCAGUAGACAUGGAGGAUGGGAAGCCUGAUCUGCUGAUAGUCAAAGAGGAGACAAUAGAAGAUGAACCAGAGAGCAUUGACCUGCUGAGUGGACUAAAGAUGGGGGAGCAAGGUGGUUGGCUGGAGGCUAACAGGGGAGACUGGGCGGCCAUCUUGGAUUCCCAGAACCAGACGGGUGCAAACAAGGGCCCAGGGGACAUCACUGAGAAGGCCAGGACCAGAAGUGACAUAGUGGAGGUCAGUGGAUGGGACAGCGUCCUCAACUCUGGGCUGGGGAACAACACUGUUAACCACAACCAGAAACAGACAGUCGAACACAAAACAACCAAACUUAGUCUCCAUGACAACAGACUGGCUGAGACCAGGGCAAGGUGUAGAUUUGGUCUGCGGGGACGGGGAGGUGUCUGUAUGCAGGGGGAGAGAACAACCGACACAGACUCAGCUAGCGAUGCUCCGUCCUGCUCCUAUAGUUGUGAUUCAGAGACACUGAUGGCACCUCUGGUUAACCACCUAACAGGUGCUGCCUUCAGCCUGCCUUCUAUAGGAUCUAUCAACUGGAACAUGGACCCUGCGACAACACAGGUACUCCCUGGCCCUCGUCCUCCUCACACUCACCUUAUGUUAAACCAGACUUCAGACAAUGCCAGUAACUCAAAACUAAAUGGCUAUAUAAGCCCGAUGACAAAUGACAGUACUAGUAACGCUAUCUGUAGAUCACGUGGAAAAGAGAAGCGCUUCCCCUGUUCUUUCUGUGGGAAAGCCUUCAGUUUCCCGAAACAGGUGGAGAUCCACCAGAGGAUGCACACGGGGGAGAAACCCUACAGCUGUACCCAUUGUCACAUGCGCUUCGCCCAGGCUGGUCACCUAAAGAGACACCAGAGGGUCCACACAGGGGAGAAACCCUACAGCUGCCCCCAGUGUGAGAAGAGGUUCUCUCACCAGCACCAGCUGAAGAUGCACCUGAAGGUUCACACGGGAGAGAGGCCAUUUGCCUGUACGCAAUGUGGGAAGAGGUUCUCAGAGAGGAGCUACCUUAGGAUACACAAGCAGAAAAUGCAUACGGCCCAUGUAUAGUGUGUAGUGUUGACAUGUAAUGCAGUACUAGUUAGUUUGUAAUUCAUUCUCUUGGUUUUGGAUGUAGUAAGGAACUGAAUGAAGUGAACCAGGAAAGAAUGAGUAUGAUGAGGCAGAGUAAAGGAUAUGGUGAUGGUUGGUGUGAAGGUGUCUGUAAAAAUUCUUCACUGGUGUAAAGUAGUGAAAAUGUGUGUAAUGUUGAACCUUUUCCAAACUAUUCUCAAAUUAAUUUAUCAAAGGGAGUGUACCAGAUUUACAGAAAAUGUGAAGUGUUACCAUAGUGAGAAAAGUUAUUAUACUUGUCACGUAUCGUUUUGUGCAAUAAAAGUACUGUACUUCAAAGUUA
Messenger RNA from Salvelinus namaycush (lake trout), 2365 nucleotides. RefSeq names its product zinc finger and BTB domain-containing protein 18.2-like. Bases 229 to 2019 code for a protein of 596 amino acids. The record is from RefSeq and is a predicted model, not a curated record. Gene Ontology annotation, cellular component: nucleus. NCBI's taxonomy places the organism in Eukaryota, Metazoa, Chordata, Actinopteri, Salmoniformes, Salmonidae. The transcript has 6 exons.